UGAUAUUCAAGGGAGGAUCGUCCUAUCACAACUGUUCAAUGGAUAUAUUGCAGGGAGAGGGGGGGGGGAUUGAUUGCUUUAUCUUUGAAUGAAAAUUGAGAUAUUUUGAUAAAGUACGGCGUUAAGUAGUUGAAAAUUCGGGGGUUGCGCCUCACUUAUGGAUUUUUUUUUAAAUUUCAUGGUAAAAUAAUGUAUGGCAGCACUUCCGUAAACCUCUCCCUUUAAAAUCGGAAAUACGACGUCCCUCAAAAAAAUGAUAGGAAAAAUUUCGGUUUGCACUAUGAAAAAACACUGCACGUGUGCGUCAACAUCCAAUCAGAGUGACGGAACUCUAGAUUUUUUCUGUGUGUAUACGCGACCCGUCCAUUUCAUUGGUUGACGUCUGUCCACCCACAGAAGAAUUUAUAGGUUAGAACUUAGAGGAGAGUACGUACUUAAAAAUUUUCAACGGUAACUUGGAGCACUCUCGGGUAUUUAAUAUAUUGUGUUAAGUUUGUUGAGUAAUUGGACUUGGAAGCCUGAAAGCCUGAAGGAUGGGAUUUUACCGCCAAAUUAUUCAUCUUCGUGAUCCUCGUCUUGCUGUAGCCGCUGCCUGCACUUUACGUCGCCGUCGCCUCUUCCUCUACAUACUUUAAGGUUUUUACUGAGUGUCAGAAGCCACCAGCGUUUCAAGUGUAGUCCAGUCAUCAUCCUUUUCAUACCACUGUAGUUUUGGGAAGCAUGCCGAGCAGGAGUGGAUAGUUCAGUUUGCGCACAUGGGCCUAACAUAGGUUUUUACUGAGUCCCAGAAGCCACCAGCGUUUCAAGUGUAGUCUAAUCAUCAUCCUUUUCAUACUACUGUAGUUUUGGGAAGCAUGCCGAGCAGGAGUGGAUAGUUCAGUUUAACAACCUGGUCCUAACAAAGCUUUGCCUCCUAUCACUCUGUCCUGGUUUCUCUCCAAUUCGCCCAGACAUUUGAUAAACAUCUCUGUCAAUCUCGUGCCAUAUGAUCCAUGCUCCUAGAGAAAAAACAAAGGUGAUCGGGAGUUAACUUUCGAAGCCGUCUUGCUCGUCAAUCUGACACGUUACUUUACUUGGUACAGCUGUGAUUGCAAAUAUAUCGGAAACGAUGGCUGACCUGCAGGCAUACUUGCAGGAAUGUUUGGCCACUUAUUUUGCCAGACAAGCAGUCCAACCUGCCCCAUCAACAAGUUCAACCUCUCCACAGGCGGUAAUCGGCACUGAUAAUGGAACAGGGCUUUUGCCACCUCCCGCAGCCGCUGGAUCGUCUCCAGUUGCUUCUCCGGCUUCGAUAUCAAAUACACAGCAAACACCCCUCUCUCUACAAUAUCCCGCAGUCACAGUUUCUUCAAGGACUCCUGUGCUUUCUAGUACCUCAGCGACACCACAGCCUCAGUCGCUUCUAUCAGGGGUGGUUUCAUCACAGGCUCCAUUUCUUUCAAGCUGUUCGUCAACACCUCAGUCUCAGUCACUUCCUCCUUGCACAGUUUCUUCUCAGACACGGAUGCUUUCUAGUGCCUCAGCAACACCACAGCCUCAGUCGCUUCUAUCAGGGGUGGUUUCGUCACAGGCUCCAUUUCUCUCAAGCUGCUCGUCAACACCUCAGUCUCAGUCACUUCCUCCUUGCACAGUUUCUUGUCAGAUGCCGGUGCUUUCUAAUCUCUCAUCUACGCUUCUAUCUCAGUCACUUCUUCCAGGUAGAGCGUUUUCACCAACUCCAGUCCUUUCUUAUGCCUCAACUCCUUCGAGCUCCCAAUCUCAGUCAUUUUUUUCAGAACCUCUGAGAAUAACAAAUAUACUUACACCUCAGCUGACACCAACGACCAGUUCAACUCUACCAGCUUCUACUCCAGUUUUCUCGAGGCAGAACUUUGGCCGCAAGAGAAAGCAAAGUGUGCCCAGACCAGAACUACACCCGACAUUCCAUAGACGGGCAAUUUUGCUUCCCCUCCCAAACCUGGAGCGUAUAACGAAAUGUGCCAUUAAUUUCCUUUUCAAAAUUAAAUUCGGGUAUAAGUCAACCGAGUGGCGGAAAGAAUGGGACGAAACUCAGGUUCUGUCUCAUGUGGAGAGUUUAUUCCCAAUGCUGCAACACCGAAGAUUCUUGUUUCAGGAUAAAGGGGUGCAAGGAGAAAUCAUUCCGUUGAAUGUCGCUCCAGAUAAGCGUUUAGAUGGAAGGGAAUUAUUCCGCAUCACCUCCACAUGUGUAUAUAUUGCACCGGAAGCUGAUUUACUCUCUAAUGAGUUGAAGCAGCAGUUCUUGGAAAUUAACAACAAGAAAGAAGUGGAAAAAGCAAGGAAGGAUGCGCGUAAAAAAAAACGACUCGAAUCUGACAAUGAUGAUGACGAUCUGGAUGACCCUUCCUGUUCCACAUAUGUCAUUGUUAAUGAUCAUCAUAACCAGAUGGGUAAUGAGGCUGGCCCUUCGAAUGCUGUGUUCGAAAUGAAUCCCAAUCAUGUGGCACCUGACGAGAUUUUUGAAGCCGAAGAUGGUGUUUUUCACUUAAUAAGUGGUGACACUGUUUCUAAGCGAUCCUUUGAGUCAACGGACUCACUAUUAAUGUUUUUUAGUGAAAAAACUGCUAAGAUUCCUUUGACGCUGCACUUGGAGCGGAAGAAUCUUUUUGAUCAAACCAUCGCAUUUUUCAAAAGUGGAGAGUUGAAAUGGAAUUGCAAAUUAUUGAUAAAAUUCAAUGAGGAAGGCGGUUUUGAUGUAGGAGGUGUCACUCGUGAAUUCCUUGAUGAAUUAAUGCACGAAAUUAGAGGUAACAAUAAUUUAUUCGAGGGAGAAAUUCACCGAAGCUUGAAAUAUUCUCAGAAGCUAUUGUCAAGCAGAGUUUAUUACUAUGUAGGUCAAAUCAUAGUCCUUUCUUUGUUAAACGGAGGACCUGGUCCACACUGCUUUUCGCCUGUGUUGUACAAGUUACUCACUUCAGAUGUUGUUCAAGAUUCUUUAAUCAAGGAAAACGUGCCGAAUCCGCAUUUUGUGCUUGCCAUCAAGUAUGCUGAGGCCGCCCAAAGUCUAAUUCAAUUGAAUCAAGUAAUAGCUGAACAUACACUGUUUGAAUUGGCUGGCAUCGAACAGCAACUCGAUGGAGUCACCUUAGAAGAUGCCAAAAUUAGUGUUGUUAAAGAAGCAGUCGAGUACGUGCUGAAAGAGCGUGUGGAAAAACCACUAACCCAACUUAAAGAAGGGCUGAGCCCUAUUCUGGAUUUGCUAGAGGAGAAUAAGGCGUUAAUGGAACCCGUUUUUGUAGCGGGGAAAUUGCCCCUGACUGCAGAACGGUUAUACCGUUUGUUUAACCCUGAAGCUGCAACAGAUGAAGAGGAAAACGUUUCCAGGCAUUGGCGCAGAUUUUUAACUGAUUGCGAACGUGGAGAAUCUGUCGUCUCCCUGGCUGCUGUUUGCAAGUUUGCUUGCGGACUCAGGGAACUGCCACCUGGAGGCUUAUAUCCAGCACCUUUCUGCCGUAUAACGAAUAGCCUUCUACCUGAAGCCUCUACAUGUAACAACGAAAUAUCCAUUCCCGACAUAGUAACCUAUUCUCAAUUUAAAGAGAGUCUAGAAUUAGGAGUUAAAGGUUCAGAAGGGCUGAUCUCCGAUUAACUCUGAUCGAACAAAAUUGUGCCGAUGAGCCUGUUGCAAACUUCAGCUGUAGCCUUGAAAGUAGUUUAAUCCUGUACCAAAUUUCUAGAAUUUCUAAAAAUUUAAGCGAAGAUCCUGUAGCCCCAAACUGCUCUGCUUUUGGGAGGGCCAUGAAAAGAAACCACUGAUUUAUAAGCAAACGUUGCAACGUCUAUUGCAACAUUGGAAAAUUCACUGCGCGGUGAAUGUGUUGAACCAGCAAGGCAUAUAGAACCGAAGUGGCUACUCCCACUGGGAGUGAAGGGUAGGGGUGGGUAAACACCACUGUUUCAUAUACUAACGUUGCCAUGUCCAUUGCAAUAGACGUGGCAACGUUGGUAAAUGAAACAGUAGUGUUUGCCAACCCUCCCCCUCCUUUUCCCACCCCUCACCCCUCCUUUUCCCACCCCUCACCCCUCCUUAUCCCAUUCCCUCCUCUCCUAUCCCCCCCUCUCCUCUCCUAUCCCCUUCCCUUCUCUCCUAUCCCCUUCCCUCCUCUCCUAUCCCCUCCUCUACCAUCCCCAUCCCUCCCCCUUCCCUACCCUCCCCUCUCAGUAGGAGUAGCUACUUUGGUUCUAUAUCCCUUGCUGGUUCGAGACAUGCACUCCACAGUAAAUCUCGGAUGCAAGUUGUGGCACCUGACGAGAUUUUUGAAGCCGAAGAUGGUGUUUUUCACUUAAUAAGUGGUGACACUAUUUCUAAGCGAUCCUUUGAGUCAACGGACUCACUAUUAAUGUUUUUUAGUGAAAAAACUGCUAAGAUUCCUUUGACGCUGCACUUGGAGCGGAAGAAUCUUUUUGAUCAAACCAUCGCAUUUUUCAAAAGUGGAGAGUUGAAAUGGAAUUGCAAAUUAUUGAUAAAAUUCAAUGAGGAAGGCGGUUUUGAUGUAGGAGGUGUCACUCGUGAAUUCCUUGAUGAAUUAAUGCACGAAAUUAGAGGUAACAAUAAUUUAUUCGAGGGAGAAAUUCACCGAAGCUUGAAAUAUUCUCAGAAGCUAUUGUCAAGCAGAGUUUAUUACUAUGUAGGUCAAAUCAUAGUCCUUUCUUUGUUAAACGGAGGACCUGGUCCACACUGCUUUUCGCCUGUGUUGUACAAGUUACUCACUUCAGAUGUUGUUCAAGAUUCUUUAAUCAAGGAAAACGUGCCGAAUCCGCAUUUUGUGCUUGCCAUCAACGUUGGUAAAUGGAACAGUAGUGUUUGCCAACCCUCCCCCUCCUUUUCCCACCCCUCACCCCUCCUUAUCCCAUUCCCUCCUCUCCUAUCCCCCCCUCUCCUCUCCUAUCCCCUUCCCUUCUCUCCUAUCCCCUUCCCUCCUCUCCUAUCCCCUCCUCUACCAUCCCCAUCCCUCCCCCUUCCCUACCCUCCCCUCUCAGUAGGAGUAGCUACUUUGGUUCUAUAUCCCUUGCUGGUUCGAGACAUGCACUCCACAGUAAAUCUCGGAUGCAAGUUGCAAUAGACGUGGCAAUGUUGGGUUAUACAACAGUGGUGUCUUUUUUUUCACGGCCUUCCCAAAAAAAAGAUGCAUUGUAUCAUAAUGCCCGUUUUUGCCCUCUAUGGAAAGGUCUCCAUUUUCACAUUUGGUGAAAAUUUAAAAAAAAAUUCUGGUCUGAGUGAGUGGGAGUCCUUUAAAACUUUUAAAAUGUACAUGAGGUGACAACCAGUGAUUCUGCAAUUCCGUUCUUUUUGUUAUUGCCUAUUCUUUACUUUUGAAUGCGUAAGGAUCUUUCUCUUAAGUACGCAUUCAUGAAGGUACCUUAGUUUACCUUACUUACUUAUUAGCAUGAUGGGGCAGUCGCUAGUGGCUACCAUUCAACUGACUUAUCUCUCCUGUCUUCUCCUCAUCAUUGUUCAUUUAAUUUUUCCAGGUCUCGUAAUUCACUAUGACUUUCCUCUUAUACCUACACCACCUAAUAUUAAUUUAUUUCUGAUGUUUUCUGUAUUAACUCAGUAGAUUUAAUAUUCUCAAUGUCAAUUGUGUGCUCUUUGUGCCUUUUGCAUUUUUUUUCUUUUCUUUUUUUGUUGGUCACUGUACUUGUAAGAAAAAGUUGAAGCCAUAGAGGCUCAAAGUAACUUUGCAAUUUUAAACGUGUAUUUCUUGAAAUAGCAGGAACCGUAUUUAGCAGUCCCUUCCAGUCUCCCCUACUUUCAUUUUCACUUAUUAUUUACCGUAAAAGGAUGCUGCUCUAAGAACUAAAGAGUGGAUAUUUUGAGAUGAAAAGUGUGUGAAAUGUAUCCAUUUAGAUUUUUAGCUGAAUUAUUAUCGUUUGGAGUAAUGUUAUUUAUUCCUCUCAUUUUCAUUAAUAUUAUUUUUUUUAAAACUUAUAUUCCUAAUACUCUUUAUUAUACUCUUUGUUCUUCAUUAAACCACUUGUUGACUUUUACAGAUAGUUGCUCCGUUAGCUACGCUGACGUGCUUAGAAUAUAUUGUAUGUUCUAAUUGUGUAUACAAUUCUCCACAAGUCUUAAUUUUGAUUUGCUAUUUUAAAUUGUUUUCAGAAAAAGAAGGGUCGUACAGUUUAGUAGCUCUUUUCCUUCUUACUUCAGAUUGUAGUAGGUACUAGAGUUUCUGUUCUGGAGACACCCUGAUACUAAUGGCUUCUUUCUUGUAAUUCAAGCACAACAUUGUUUUGCUGAAGAGUAAAGUCAUGAAGGUCAGCACUGUAUUGGUUCAAAUUCCCAGUAGUUUUCUUCAAGUUUGGCGUUUUUUUUCCCACUUUAUUCUUGAACCUUAAAACUAGUGCUCAGUAACUCUAUAUUUCCUUGGAGAAAUUACGCUCGCUAGAUUUUUCUAGAAUUUUUAAAGCACUUUUGGAACCUGCUCUCUCCACUUUAUAGGUUAAAGGUUCUUGGCUCCAAAAAAUUAUGGUUGCAGGGUGUGAAUAUAUUUUCUAAGAAAAAGAUUGAAAAUUUAGGUAAGCUUUGUAUUUCAGCCUACUAAAACCUUAAGAGGUAACUGGACAGUAAUUCUAAAGAUCAAGAACUUAGUGUCCAAAUAAUUCACAGAAAUUCUUUCUUUGAAUCUCUUUAUUGAACACUGUUUAAAAUCUGUAUUGUUAUUAACAUUUUGAUCAGCUUUUGUUCAUUUUCUUAUGCCUUUUCAAAAUUUGAGAAGUGUGAGGUGUAAGUAGCUAGCUUUAAUUUUUUGUUUUGCUUUCCAUAAGAAAGCGCCCAUUAGAGUUAGUUUAUUAUUUCCCAAUGUGACUUUUCUUUCAUUGUAAAUGUUAUUAACUAUUAGUUUUCCAAGACUAGAGAUAGCGCAUAGUCUUCUUGCUGUUUACCUCUUCUACUUACAUUGAAGACUGAUUUUUUAAUAUUUCUCAGGAAUUGCAUUUUAACGCAAGAAAGUUUUGCAUUAGCUCGAAGCGUAUUGUAAACAUUUGUGUAUUUCUUGAUCUCACCCUCGGGUAUUUUGUUCCUUUUUUAAUUUUCCAAUGGCUCAUAGGAAUUAGCUCUUUCCUUUUUACUCUCCUUUUACAGGGUGAUCGAUUUUCUUUGUUUGUGAAAGAUUUGGUACAGAGGCAUUAGUCGAUGAAAUAGGUAGACUCUGGUCGUCAAUGAAAUCCUACAAAUCUGCCUUUCUAAAACGAGUACCUGGAAAGCACCAGUUACAGUGCAAGAGUCCCAUUUUGCACCGAUGUCACUGCCUUAUUUUUUUAUUAGUAUGCUUACUGACCAGCUUAAAUGUUGUCCCUGUCGGAAGAUAGGUAUUUCUAACCAAGUAUCAUACUCACCAAUAUUACUGGAUAUAUGUUAACUUGCAAGAUCCUCCAUACUUUGAUGUAGCAGUUAAUCUCUCUUCGCGUUUCAUGUUCAUGUUCGUUGUUCAGUUAUUUUGAAAUCAAAGACGAAUUUUUGGUAAUCAAAGAUAUUUUAAAAUAAAUAUCUUUUCCCAUAAUUUUUAAAUUCAUCUUGCUGAUUGGACAUUCUACAUACAACACAUGCCGCUUUGACUCUGAUCUACAUCCAAAAUGUUUUCAGUUUAUUAAUGUAUAAUCGUCCUAUUGUCUUUAUGUCUUUACCGGGAUCAUUUUUUGAACGAACAUUUGUUAAAACCUAAAAAUAACCAGAAUAUUUACUCUAUUGUCAUCAUAUAUCAAUUUGCGCAUAGCAUGCAGCACAUGAUUUCCAACUAUUAGUUUCAUACACUCAGUUGCAGUCCGCUCUCAAUAUUUUUAUAAUUAUAAUUUUCUCCAUUUAUGUUCUGUACUUCUCUAAGCAGAUUUUAAGAGGAUUGGCACCACCUCUUGUUUUAUUUUUUUUUUUCUAAGAGUUAAUUCAGAUACUGUGAUGAAAUAUUUUGUUCUUUUUUUGUGAAAGUCAUUUUUGAUUUGUAAAAUAUUUUAUCAGAGUACCUAUUGUGUACAUCGUAAAUAUGUUCGGUGCUAACAUUUUUAUAAUAAAUAAGGCAGUUGCCGUUUUCGUUUCUUUA
Molecule: messenger RNA, 8054 nt
Organism: Bemisia tabaci
Lineage: Eukaryota; Metazoa; Arthropoda; Insecta; Hemiptera; Aleyrodidae
Molecular function (GO): ubiquitin-protein transferase activity
Source: RefSeq, a predicted model, not a curated record